This is a messenger RNA of Carlito syrichta (Philippine tarsier), 2128 nucleotides long. RefSeq names its product ARP1 actin related protein 1 homolog B (gene ACTR1B). The transcript has 11 exons. Lineage: Eukaryota; Metazoa; Chordata; Mammalia; Primates; Tarsiidae. Bases 75 to 1205 code for a protein of 376 amino acids. The record is from RefSeq and is a predicted model, not a curated record.
CCCUGUCCGCCCGUCCGCCCGCCUCCGGUCCCUCCUGUAGCCCGCCUGCUGGGCAGGGCCGGCCCGGCCCGGCCAUGGAGUCCUACGACAUCAUCGCCAACCAGCCCGUGGUCAUCGACAACGGUUCAGGGGUGGUCAAGGCUGGCUUUGCAGGAGACCAGAUUCCCAAAUACUGUUUCCCAAACUAUGUUGGCCGGCCUAAGCACAUGCGGGUGAUGGCUGGAGCCCUGGAGGGGGACCUCUUCAUCGGACCAAAAGCAGAGGAACACCGGGGGCUGCUGGCUAUCCGCUACCCCAUGGAGCAUGGUGUGGUACGAGACUGGAACGACAUGGAGCGCAUCUGGCAGUACGUCUACUCCAAGGAUCAGCUGCAGACCUUUUCUGAGGAGCAUCCUAUUCUUCUAACGGAGGCUCCACUCAACCCAAGUAAGAACCGUGAGAAGGCAGCAGAGGUGUUCUUUGAGACCUUCAAUGUGCCAGCCCUGUUUAUCUCCAUGCAGGCCGUGCUCAGUCUGUAUGCAACAGGACGCACGACAGGAGUGGUUUUAGAUUCAGGAGACGGGGUCACUCACGCUGUCCCCAUCUAUGAGGGCUUUGCCAUGCCACACUCCAUCAUGCGGGUGGACAUUGCCGGCCGUGAUGUUUCCCGCUAUCUCCGGCUGCUGCUGCGCAAGGAAGGGGUUGACUUUCACACCUCAGCUGAGUUUGAGGUUGUCCGGACCAUCAAAGAGCGGGCCUGCUACCUGUCCAUCAACCCGCAGAAAGAUGAGGCUUUGGAGACAGAGAAGGUGCAGUACACCUUGCCAGACGGCAGCAUGCUCGAUGUGGGACCUGCACGAUUCCGGGCUCCCGAGCUGCUCUUCCAGCCAGACCUGGUGGGGGACGAGAGCGAAGGGCUCCAUGAGGUGCUGGCCUUUGCCAUCCACAAAUCCGAUAUGGACCUGCGCCGGACACUGUUUGCCAACAUCGUGCUCUCGGGGGGCUCAACGCUUUUCAAAGGCUUUGGCGACCGAUUGCUAAGUGAAGUGAAGAAGCUUGCACCAAAGGAUGUCAAAAUCAAGAUCUCGGCCCCUCAGGAACGGCUGUACUCCACAUGGAUUGGUGGCUCCAUCCUGGCCUCACUGGACACUUUUAAGAAGAUGUGGGUGUCCAAAAAGGAGUAUGAAGAGGAUGGCGCCCGUGCUAUUCAUCGCAAAACCUUCUAGUGCCCAGGGAGGGUGGAGCCUGUUGGGAGAAUGGGAGGAAAGGGGAGCCAGAGCCCUAACCUGUUUGGGGCUGGGCUCAUAUACUAGGCUUAGGGUCCCCUGCAUGCCCUGACCCCCGGGCAGGUGGUGCAGCAGUGCUCCCCUGCAGCCAUCCCCUCUACAUACACACACACACACACACACACACACACACACACACACACACACACAGUUAACAUUUAGCUGCAUGGAUGAGAGCCUUGGGCUGGAGCAUAGGAGUUGAGAAGCCCAGUGUUGCGUCGUUCUUGGUGUCCUCCUGGGCAGGGCCAGUUAUGCCUGUGGUUCCUUGCUCUGACUCUUGGGGCUGCUUUCCCGAGCUCUCAGGGCCACAGUGCCUGGAUGCUGUGUAACUAGCCUUGGGGAGUAGGAUAGGGGAGGGGCGACCAGCAGCUCCCGCCAGUGCGUCCAUUGCCACCUCCUCCUGCUGACCCUACAGGGCAGCCUAGACCUUUCCACACUCUGUCUUCCCAUCUUCCUGGGCAGGUGCCCUAGUGUAGGGCUGAGUGCUAGGUAGUCUUCCGUCCCCAGCGAGGGGGUGUGGCCUGGGUCAUACCCUUCAGAGCCAAGACAGAGGAUGCACAGUGGUCGCAGUUGGUCACACUCUCCCCAUCAAAGCACUUCAUUUUCUUGCUGUUCCCUCUUCUUUACCCCAGAACCCUGGACAAGGAAAGGUUAAUGGUCUUCAUUUAUUAAGGGGAAGCCACUUGAUCAGGAGUCAGACCUGAAGGGGGCGGGUGUCCUUGUCUCACCUCCCCAAGAAAGAGGUCGUCACUUUGGCUAUGGCCAGGGCCCCACCUCCCUCUCCCAGAUAUGUACAAUAAUUUAACACAGUUGCCUGAAAAACUUUUUUUGUAAAUCAUUAUAGUAAUAAUUAUGGACAAGGC